This is a messenger RNA of Drosophila nasuta, 647 nucleotides long. RefSeq names its product C-type lectin 37Db-like. The record is from RefSeq and is a predicted model, not a curated record. NCBI's taxonomy places the organism in Eukaryota, Metazoa, Arthropoda, Insecta, Diptera, Drosophilidae. Bases 26 to 337 code for a protein of 103 amino acids. The transcript is spliced from 2 exons.
GUAGUUGAUCAAUCUGCGCUUCAGAAUGAGUUGUUCUCAGUUUGCAGUAUUCUUACUCUGCUUGAGUCUUGCCUUGGCAUAUAACUUUAAUUAUCCCAAUGGACCAACAACUCAAGUCACUUGCGAUAAGGGCGAAUCCCAAUUGUAUAGCCGAAUCGGAGAGAAAUAUUACUUCUUGGGAAAGACUAAAAUUACUUGGUUCGAAGCAGCUCAUAUAUGUCGACAAUAUGGCGGCGACUUGGCCGAUAUCGAAUCAGCCGAAGAAAUGGAUGCAAUUUCUACUUAUCUCAAAAAAGAACACAAUGAGAAUGAUUGGUUUUGGAUAGCGGGGAAAUGAUCUUGUCACUGUCCACAAGUUUGCCUCAUUAGCAACUGGAUUGCCUCUAACUUUCACCUCUUGGUCAGUUGGACAACCAGAUUUUCCAGGCACAGAGCAAUGCAUGCACUUGUGGCUCAGGGAUGGCGCCUUCCGUAUGAACAACUGGGUCUGCACUCAAAAGGCUUAUUAUCUUUGUCAGAGACAGAACUAUACUCGCUGCUGGGAUGGCUGUUAAGUGUUUCAAUACUCUUAAUACUCAAUACUUACAACGAAAACGAGACUCGUUCGUUAAAAAUAAAAACGCAUUUCUACAAAUACCUUUUAAUAA